AUGUCAUCGAUAAAGACUACUACGCCAUAUCGUCUACGCCGAACAAACCAAGUGCUAGCUAGACUUCGGAGCAAUCAUGUACGCUCCCUUGCUGAUGGUGGCGCCAAUAUCCACAUCCCAGUGUUGGCUCUGAUCGAUUACGAGCUGGUGGUAAACGAGACGACUGCUGAACUCAGAAGUAAGGACGUGAUUUUCAGUGACAGCUUGGACAAUACAGCUGAUACUGAUGGACGUGUGGGCUCUAAAAGCGUUCAUGACAUCAAUUUUGACCAUGAGAAACCUCUCCAUCUCGUUGAAGCAAGCGAUCUAGCCCCUCGAUCGAAGCACGAUCUUGCGACCCUUGUGGUGUUGACGAUGCCUGUAGUGAAGCCGUUGGUAAUCGAGAGAAUUCUUUUGAUACUAACUGGACAGGGACAAUUUCGAUGGGCAUUUCUGCAUACUCGUGUGACUAAAAGAUAUGUCUUUGUGAAGUUACCGUCUUUGGCCUCUACCAAAGCCUUUAUCAGUAUUGCUCGUUCUGUCUUUGAUGUGAGCUUUUUGUCUGACGUAUUUGGUGAUGUUGAAUCUGCUGAGGCUGGUCCUAAUUUUGCACUGCUCGUAUCUAAUGUGACAAAGCUCCUUCAACAACCGAAAGGCCAAGAGGCACAAUUGCCUUUGGAUGCUGCAAAAGAAUACACCAUUGACAAUUCGGAACUUAUCGAUGUACCAAGUCAUAUGAAAUCUUCCAUAAUUGACGAAAUUGUGGAAUUUCGUCUCAAGGUUGUUCGUGAUGAAGCGCGGCGACGAGCUCAGGAAGCAGAAUUAGAGCAGAAUAGAGCUAAACAAAAGCUCAAGGAAAUGUAUGAGCGUAUCACUCUGGAUGUGGAUUCUACGGGUGUGGUGUCGAUGGAAUAUGAAGCUUCACCUUCUAACGUGAGAGAUGAACAGAACAAUAUGGACGAUAAUCAGUACUCUCAACAUAUCAAGGAUGAAAAGAAGAAGCUAAACAUUAAGCGUUAUGCUGCGAUGCUCACCGCUGUCAAGAAUAAAGAGCAUAUAGAACGUUUAAAUCUUGAGGAGCAAUUGUUGAGAUUAAGCCGAUACGAAGAAGAUAUUAAUGCUUCGAAGGACAGGUUCCUCGAGGAAUUGUCGAAGAUGGCCAUGGGCGAACCUUCCUCCAAAUGGCUGCUGCUUCCUGAUAUAUUGAGCUAUCAUGGGGCUAAUUACCCUUAUUACCAAAAAAAGAGAGCGGAAAAGCGGGCUCGUGAACAAGCGUGGGAUGAAGAAGACCGCAAAGACGAAGCCAAUUCUUUGCAGGUGAAGCUUGAGGUUGAUGAAACUCCAGAAACGAAGCGGCCCCACGUUUCAAAGUUUACUGAUCGCGAAGUUAUUUUCGACGAAAAAUUGAGCGCAAAAAUUGCUGAGCUCUCUGAAACGUAUGUUGGAUUAGUUGACGAAACCUUGAUUGAAAUUAUCACGUCUAAUUUAAAGAAAACUGGCACUCGAGGUAGCGCUAAUUUAGUCAAAGAACUCAAGGAAGUCUUAGAUGAUGAUGCCCAAAUCUUAGUUGAUGAAUUGUUUGAUUUCAUUUUGAAACUGUGA
Molecule: messenger RNA, 1581 nt
Organism: Diutina rugosa
Lineage: Eukaryota; Fungi; Ascomycota; Pichiomycetes; Serinales; Debaryomycetaceae
Exons: 1
Coding region: 1-1581 (526 amino acids)
Biological process (GO): mRNA processing
Source: RefSeq, a predicted model, not a curated record